UUGUUCCUAGGGUGUUUGUCAAAGGAUUGGCGGGAAAAGGCUGAAUGCUUUGGCAGGGUAUAAAUUCCUCUGUCCACCUACCAGCUCUUCUUCAGCAGAUGCAGAGUGCAAGAGAUGAAGUUCUUCACGCCAGCUACCCUCAUCCUGCUCCACUCCCUCUGCACACUGGGCACAACAGUGCGUGAAUACAGCUCUGUCCUCACUGUGCCCAAUGGAGGCCACUGGGGCAAGUGGGGGCGUCAGCAAUUUUGUCGUUAUGGCUAUGCCAAUGGAUUUGCCCUGAAGGUGGAGCCAUCCGGGUUUGGAAGAGAUGACACAGCUCUGAACGGCAUACGCCUGCGUUGUCAAGAUGACUCAAUCAUCGAGUCCUCGGUGGGGAAGUGGGGUACCUGGACCAGCUAUCAGAUUUGCCCUAAAGGUCACUUGAUCUCCUUCUCACUGAGAACAGAGGAGUCCCAAGGAGAAGGUGAUGACACAGCAGCCAACAACAUCCAGUUCAAAUGCUUAGAUGAAACUGUGCUAAUAGGUGAUGGGCUGUCGUGGGGUACAUUUGGCUCAUGGAGCAAAAGCUGCAACAUAUGUGGUCUUCAGACCAAGGUAGAGCCCCCACAGGGGUUUGGAGAUGACACAGCACUCAACAAUGUGAGGUUCUUCUGCUGUAAACAAGCACUUACUCCAUCUUCAUGACCACCUACACAUUCCAUAUCCCCACAGCAAAAGAAACAUCAAUAAAGCACAGCUCUAGCUUUAUAAUGGGACAUGCCUGUGAAGUUUUGACUCCUUACAUCUUGACAUACUGGCCAAUGCCUUAGAUGAUGGUGUAAUUUACAGCUACCACUAUGCUAGCAUCGCUUCUCACAGUUACUGAAGUGUAUUAUAUUCACAAGAAUCAUCCUAUCAUGUAACUGCUGAUAUAACACUGUGAAAACGCCCAAUCUCUGACAAUUGCUCAGAGCUGAGGAACAGAUUUCUCAACUUUUUUUUUUUUUCAUCUGAAUGAUACAUUUCUUUGGGGUUCUCUCUGUCCAUUUUUUUCUCUUGUUUGAAAUAAUAUUUGAGCUGUGGACAUUAUAGACAGGGAACAAUGACUAUUAGUUUGAGUCUACGUGAGGUUUCUGAUCAAAGAGAAAAUGACCAGUGGGAUGAAACAGAAAUUUGAGUGGGCUCAUGAGAAGCAUCAAAGGUUUGUUGUCUUUGCCCAAACCUAACUUUAAUUACCUCAAGACUUGCGCAUGUUUUUUUUACAAGUAAUCUGUUAGCUCAUACUGGAGCUCCUGCCUUUGGAAGCAUGGUUAGAAGUGCUUACAUUGAACAUCCACCCAAGUGUGGCUAUGAUGCCAGCUGGGUGGCCUCUGGGUCUCCAAAUCUCCCUCGUUGCUGCUUUGUAGUGUGCUACACUGUCUCACACAGUUGUUAUUGCAAAACUCAUUUUCAUGGGACUUGUUUUUUUCAUUUGUUGCCUUUGGGCUUCAUGCAGCAAAUAGAGUGACGAGAAUGCGAAGUAAAAAUAAACUCUAUGUCAUUCACUCAUUUUUUUAUGCUCCAAUUUGCUGGAUAAGCUUGAUGUUAUUACCUUGACCUGAUGUAAAAUGUACUUUUGACUUGGGGGAAAGCAUGCCUGGAGAUUAUUAUUGUGCCUUAAUGUCUAAGCCACCAGACCUCUCUGGCAAGAGUUUAAGCAGACUUAUUGCCUCUCUGAGCACGUUUUAGGAAGUGUUGCUUUUGCUGUUCCUUCAAAGCAAUGCAUUAUGCAUUGUUACUUGAAACAAGGUAGGAGCAUGAUGGUGUCAUUCUCUAGGUGACUCUUUGUGUUGUGGAGAUGUUGUGUUCCCAAUCACAGCUAUGUGGAGUAGUGCAUUCAUAUCCUUUGCUUAAUACAUAUACAGCCAUCACCACUCUGGCUCUUCAUCCAUGUGAAAUUUUCUUCCGGUCACUAUAUAAUAACUAUUUUCUUUUAAGAGAAUGGAAUAUAGCAGGCAAAAGAACAGAACAAACAUGAUACAUGCUUUGGUUAAAAGAGUUUUGGUAUUAAAACAAGAGUAUGCUUUUGAGGAGAUUGGUGGUCUGUCUAACUCCAGGUGCUGCCUCUGGUGGCAGUGCUCAAGACCUAAUGCUUACUGCAAUAAAAUGUUUCUUUAAGUCAGAGAAGUGAUGACUAUGAACUUUAUUGGCAAAACCAAUAGCAAUCAUUGAAUGUUUGGUAAUGUUCUCCAAAGGUCGCCUCUGGAGUACACAGCAGUUUCUCAUGAUGUUUGUGUCAUUUUCCCUCCUAGUUCCU
This is a messenger RNA of Cuculus canorus (common cuckoo), 2278 nucleotides long. Its product is annotated as vitelline membrane outer layer protein 1. The transcript is spliced from 3 exons. The record is from RefSeq and is a predicted model, not a curated record. Lineage: Eukaryota; Metazoa; Chordata; Aves; Cuculiformes; Cuculidae. Bases 115 to 687 code for a protein of 190 amino acids.